AUGACGCAGAUUGGGGGCCCCCAGAGAGACACACACUGCAACACAGUGAUUAGACCCCUCUUGAAAAAUGCGCCGGUGGGGAAAGACAAAAGGGGAAAUGUGCCAUUCUUACUAAGCACCAAAAAUAGGGAUAUUCAAAAAAACAGUGAGGACAGGGAAAACGAAACGGGCCAUCGGGAAAACUCCCAAGGACAAGUGCUAGUAUCACCCCCCCGGGACGAGCGCGAAAAGUACAACGAAUUCUUCGAGGCCAAAAUGUACUUGCCUCCACUCCGUGCCAGCAAAAGAGAAUUAAAAUUUUUUUUCAAAAUUUUGUCCAAAGAAAUGAGAAAAUAUAACAAAAGCAAUAUCUACAUAACUCUGAUGAACAUCCUGUGCAGAAACUUCCCGUCGUACAUCGGGCUAUUUGCACACUUGUGGUUUCAAUGCAAAGUGCUACUGGCGGAGAAAUUAAUUUUAAUUGAAUUUUUCAGGCAGCUAAAAAUAAACUCAGAAAUAAUCGACCAUUUUUUUAAUUACGGUUAUGACUCCUUCGAAACGAUAUUGUCAAUAACGCCACAUGAAUUGACAAAGAUACAGGAGUUUAACAAGGUCACCUGGCUUCCCGGACAUACGUUUCGCUUAAAGAUGAUUUUCUCUGAAAUCGAGAAAUAUUUUAAUUUGUUCAUUCAACAGAACGAUGAUUAUGUGCAGAAAAUUAAAAAAUUUAUUUUAAGAAAAAGGAAAAAAACGGAAAUGACAGUCCAGUUGUCCCUGGAGCGGCAACAGAACGAUCGCGGCGAGUGUGGAAUGUACCGGCCGCACGUGGGGAAUAAUAAUACAAACCUGCAACUCCCCCUGGAAGGGUCCCAAGAUGACAACAUAAUUACCUACCAACCAUAUGUGUCACUAAAUUGGAGAAACAAAAAUUAUUCAUAUAACUCUACUCCAGAUAAUUUAUUAUAUACGAAUAGAACCAUUUUAAAAAAUUAUUCGCCCCCCAGUGACUCCCCGGGCAAGCCAUUCUGCCUAAACAAAUUCGAAAAUUAUGAACAGGUCAGAAGAAAAAACUGCCCUUCUUUUCUUAAUUUAAAAUGUGUACAAGGAGGAGGCGCAAAUAAAACAACGGAGCCACCCCGGGGGGGUAAAGCAAAAGUGUCUAUCCUGAUUACCUCUCCGGAGGGCGCCAAAAUUUACAGAUUUAUCGCCAUACUGCUCAUCUAUAAUUUGGUAAAAAGAGAAGCCGAAGAUGAGUCCCCCUUGGAGAGAAGUCGCCAUGUCGAUAACCACGCGGCAAAUAAGGUCAUGAACUUCCCCAUCGUGUCCAUCGGCAAAUCCUGCAACGCUGUCCUGAACGAUGAUUGCACAGGAAGGGAUCUCUACGACAUGUUCCAGAGUGUAGUGAAAGAACUCCCAAAGGUGAAAAUAAAUCAGGAGGAGUUCCACCAACUUAAUAAAACCGUUAAGGGGUUCAACAUCGUCUUCACCCCUAGCAGGGCCAAUUCGGUAACACUGCACAACGAAUUAACUGCCAAUUUGGCGAAGCACAAAAGGGAGGGGCCCCUCAAUGCAGAGAACAUCAUCUGGGUUGCCUCAUCCAUUAGCCAGUCCAAUUUUAACGAUAAAAAAAGUGAGUUCACCCCGUUGGGAAGAAAAGGUCAAGAAGAACGGAACCGCUUAACCAUCACAAGAAUCAACUGCUACGACACCAAAAAAGUUACAUACAAGAGAAACCAAAUUCAGAUCGGUAGAAACUCCAUUAUAUGCCUUAUGAGCAACAGCACGGUAGCUUCAUUUUUCCAAAACUUUGGAAACGACUUUGCCGCCACCCUUUGCAUGGGAAAAAAUUCAUACAUGCUCGCAAAAAAACUACAUUUCAAACAAGUCCAUUAUCCGGAAGACUCAAAAAUGGAGUCCUUUCUCAUCAUGUUAAUAAAGUUGUACAACGAAUUAGGAAAUCCAUUAGGCACACAGUACGAUGUUGUGCUGACGAGAGAGAAAGGCAAAAAUGAUUACUUGGGGCGAGCCCUCACUGCGCAUGGGAUUCCCUACCGAGUAGUGCCAUGCAUAAAGACACACUAUCAGGGCGAAGGGAUUCGCCUGCUUUACUCCAUCCUCUCAUCUCACGUGUAA
Molecule: messenger RNA, 2112 nt
Organism: Plasmodium inui San Antonio 1
Lineage: Eukaryota; Apicomplexa; Aconoidasida; Haemosporida; Plasmodiidae
Exons: 2
Coding region: 1-2112 (703 amino acids)
Biological process (GO): uroporphyrinogen III biosynthetic process
Molecular function (GO): uroporphyrinogen-III synthase activity
Source: RefSeq, a predicted model, not a curated record